AUGAACACCACAUCGGACAACGCUGAACUUGCAUUCCUGUCCGCGUGCGAGACCGCUACCGGUGACGAUAAGAUGCCGGAGGAGUCCGCACACUUGGCAGCAGGCAUGCUUGCUGUCGGCUUCAAGGGUGUCGUCGCUACUAUGUGGUCGAUUCGGGACGCUGAUGCGCCAGUGAUUGUGGAAGCCUACUAUGAAAGGCUUUUGGAGCUACGGAAGAACGCUCAGGAGAUGUGCGGAACGACAGGAGCAGCCUAUGCUUUGCAUGAUGCAGUGAGAACGUUGAGGGAGAAGGUCGGCGUAAAUGAGUUCGAAAGAUGGGUUCCAUUCGUGCAUUUUGGUGUAUAG
Messenger RNA from Peniophora sp. CBMAI 1063, 345 nucleotides. Lineage: Eukaryota; Fungi; Basidiomycota; Agaricomycetes; Russulales; Peniophoraceae. The record is from the annotation of a GenBank genome assembly.